Molecule: messenger RNA, 2932 nt
Organism: Exaiptasia diaphana
Lineage: Eukaryota; Metazoa; Cnidaria; Anthozoa; Actiniaria; Aiptasiidae
Product: GPI ethanolamine phosphate transferase 1
Exons: 5
Coding region: 1-2844 (947 amino acids)
Biological process (GO): GPI anchor biosynthetic process
Cellular component (GO): endoplasmic reticulum membrane
Molecular function (GO): mannose-ethanolamine phosphotransferase activity
Source: RefSeq, a predicted model, not a curated record
AUGGCGGACGAYAAGAAGAAUUUUAUAUUUUUAGUUGUCCCUGUCGGUGUACUAGUUCACAUUGUAUAUUUAGUGUCUAUAUUUGAUAUAUAUUUUACUUCACCUCUUGUCCAUGGAAUGGAGCCGUUCAAAAGCUCACUUGAGCCGCCAGCGAAGAGAUUAGUGUUGUUUGUUGCCGAUGGUCUGAGGGCGGACAAGUUUUACGAGUUAAACGAGUUGGGUGUGACACGAUCUCCAUAUCUUCGUAAUAUCAUAGAAACUAAAGGAUCGUGGGGAGUCUCACAUACAAGAGUUCCAACUGAAUCACGUCCAGGUCAUGUGGCUCUGAUCGCUGGUUUUUACGAGGAUGUCAGUGCUGUCGCAAAAGGUUGGAAGGAAAACCCUGUGGAGUUUGACUCUGCAUUCAAUGAGAGURCUUAUACCUGGUCAUGGGGYAGUCCUGAUAUCUUACCGAUGUUUGCUAAAGGAGCCACAGGAAGUCAUGUAUUUACAUCAAUGUAUCCACCAGAAAUGGAGGACUUUGCRGAUACUGAUGCUUCAAAACUUGACCUUUGGGUGUUUGAAGAAGUGAAAAGAUUCUUUGAUAGAGCUAAGRAUGAUAARACUCUGUCUGAGAAGCUGUCAAAGGGAAAGAUUAUCUUUUUCCUUCAUUUGCUGGGUAUUGAUACUAAUGGACACGCCCACAGACCCACUUCAAAUGAAUAUCUUAAAAAUAUUGCAUUUGUUGACCAAGGRAUAAAACAAGUUGUUGAUAUAAUAGAUGGCUAUUAUAACCAUGAUGRGAGAACAGCUUAUGUUAUGACRKCWGACCAUGGUAUGACCAACUGGGGCUCUCAUGGUGCAGGCCACRCCCAYGAAACYYUGACACCCCUUAUAGCAUGGGGUGCAGGGGUACAAGGGCCAGCUUUAAGUCCAGAUGACAGUGCUGAGGACCAAGAAACAAGGGAUUGGAAAUUAUCACACUUGAAAAGAAAGGAUGUCAAUCAAGCUGAUAUAGCGCCGCUUAUGACAUCACUUAUUGGAGUGCCAUUUCCUCUGAACUCUGUUGGAAUUCUACCCACUGAAUACUUAAACAACACUGUUGAGUACACAGCUGAGAACCUGUUUACCAAUACCAGGCAGAUCCUGGCACAGUACCAAGUGAAGGAAGACUACAGAAGGAAGACAUCUUUGCUUUUUAGACCAUUCRCUCCRCUUAUAGGAUCAAAGCAAGUUGGAAUAGUGAGAGAUAUCAAGACUGCACUUCGUUUGGGUAACCAUGAGAAAGCCUCAUCGCUAAGUAGAGAACUAAUCGACCUUUCGUUAAAAGGCUUGAACUAUUACCAGAAUUAUGACAGAGUUUUUCUUAACAGCAUUGUGAGUCUUGGGUUUGUUGGAUGGAUAAUUUACAUUGUGCUGUGGAUUGUUCAAACCCAUACUGACAUUUUGGCUCACRGCRUUCCCAUGAAGACUUUUCUCCAAGAACGACAUAUUAAUGUUCUAUUUGUAGCGUUUGGACUGGUUGGAGUCUUACUUCUUGCAAUUCAGUCUGCUCCUUUGAUGUAUUAURUCUACUGCUCACUGCCAUUCUUGUUCUGGAAUCAUAUCAGUAAGAAGGCUGAUUUCUUUUGGUCAAUUUAUGGUUAUAUUGUUGCUCAAAGGGUUUUUAAGAGAUUGUUUCUCACGAUAAUCUUUGGAUUGUUGUCUUUGGAAACACUUGUCCUGAGCUUUUUUCAAAGAGAAAUCCUCUGCAUUGGAUUAUCAUUCUUUUCUCUGUGGAUUUUAUCUACCAAACUGAACUGUUAUACAACAAAGGCUUGCUGGAUGGUUAUGGCUGCCAUUGUUGCAGUUUUUCCAAUGUURCCUGUUGUAGGUCGAGAAGCAAACUACUCACUCGUGACGCUAGCAGGAAUGCUAUCUGUCAUAGCAUAUACAGCAUUCCUGUUGUACUGUAGUAACAUUUCUCUUGAGUUUAAAGCUGAAGCUCUGAAGUGUUCCAAGAUUUUAAUWUAUCAAUUUCUGUCAAUCAGUGUAGCURUAUACAAUGUCAAUACCACAGCAGCAAGCUUGAAGGAAAAGAGAGGCCUUCCUAUCAUAAACCAGAUCUCAAGCUGGAUAAUCCUACUAUCAGCAUUUAUAGUACCAGUCUUCAGCUCAAGGAAUUUAAUAUUACGUAUGACAAGUAUAGCACUUGGACUGAUAUCUGCCUAUUUACUGAUGAGCACCUCAUAUGAAGGACUGUUUCUUCUUGGGUURUCAUUGCUAGUGUCAUUAUGGGUAAUACUUGAACACAAACUAACAAAUGGUACACUGRAAAGCYUGUUAUCYAUAAAGAUUGGUGAAGAAMCUARCUCAAGUCCUUCCUGGAAAUUGCUUACCAAUGGUUUAAAUGAUACUUUGGUGAGGCCUUUAACCCUGGAAGACCUGCGAUGUUCUUAUUUUUUUGUUUUCUUUAUAAUAACAGCAUUUUUUGGUACAGGCAACAUAGCAAGUAUCAAUAGUUUUGAUCCAUCAUCUGUGUACUGUUUUCUGACAGUUUUCUCUCCAUUUAUGAUGGGUUCCUUAUUGCUUUGCAAAGUCUUCAUCCCAUUUGUCAUUGUUACCUCGGCCUUUGAUGCUAUCCAUGUCAUUCUACAAGUUCCUGUGUACAGUCUGUUCCUGGUAGUACUGGUAUUUACUGAUAUUAUGGGACUUCAUUUUUUCUUCCUGGUCAAGGACUAUGGUAGUUGGUUAGAGAUUGGAACUAGUAUUAGUCAUUAUGUGAUUAUGAUGACUUUUAUUAUAUUUUUAUUCCUUAUCUUUGGAUUAACAAGACUAUUUACCGGUGCAUCAAUUGCAUUGACUGACGAUAAAAAGAAAAGUUAAAGAUCUUAGACAUUUGAAUCGUAUUUUUUUGAACCAUCAGUUCUAGUAAUUCUUGUAAUAAUGAUGSAAAUAAAAAGUUUUUGCAUUA